CUUUCGCAUUUGAGCCGUUGACGGUUACGUUGACAAGGUUUGCGCGUCGUUUACUAUAUAUAAUUCGAUCUGGUUCUAGUUGACUAGCUGCUAUUGUGCGUCGUAAAUUUAGAGAUACUCGCCUAUCAGAUUUUUGCUGUGAUAUGUUUAUUGUGACCAGAUAUUUACGCACGUCUACGACUAUUCAAAAUGAAUGAUUCUUUCUUGGAAGAAUUAGAAUUAAUACCAAAAGAAUCGAAGAAGACAUCGCAGAAGACACCUCAGCAACUAGAUCGUCAUAUAACCACCAGGCAUGCUACCUCAUCCCCGUUACUUCAUUUCUCAGAGCAAGACGAGAGAGAUAACGUUAUGCAACAGGAACAACAUUUUACGAUAAGAAUUCCAAAUACAUCUGAUAUAAAGAUCAUAGAUGGUAAAGAAUCUUCUUUGAAAACUUCCAAGAGACAAUCUGAUCAAAAUAUGAAGAAACAUUCUGCGAAUGUAAAAGCAUCAGAGAAGACGGAGAAGAUCACAGAUAUUAGAGGGAAACCUGUGGAUACGAAAACAAAAAUAGGCAAUAAUAAUCAGCAGAGUGUGAGUGGAGAACACAAAACAAAACUUCAAGAGACCAAGUAUUCUAAAGUGCCUGAGAUCAAAGAUCAUAAACGACGUUCGGGAUCGGUUAAAGAAACCACUUAUUCUACAAAUACUCUUUCCAAGGAGAAUAAACGGAAGACUUCUCUUGAUUCUUCUAAUAAUAAUUCCUCAGAUACUUCGAGUAAGGAAAACAGUCGGCCCUCGGAUUCUUCCAAAGAGGCUGGUCCUCACAAUCCGACAAAAGAAAAGGAAAAAUUGAUUGAUAAAUCGAGAAGAUCAGGUUUUAAGAUACAAGAUCAAGAUCCAGUUGUUUUACUUACUGCUAUCAAAGAACUGAUAAGCACAUAUACCAAGCAAGAGAGCACAAGGAUUCUACGCGCUAUGCAGGAGUUACAUAUAAAUUCCCAAGCUACUUUGAUAAAAAAUCUCCUGAAUCAAACGGAUGAUCUCAUCAAAGAAAUGCAUCCUAGUAAAGAUUCUGUCAGAAUGAGAGCAUUGAUUGAGGAGAACGAGUACUUGCAGCAGGAGUUGAUGGCUUUACGAAUGCGAAACGAGAAUUUACAGAAUAAAUUAGAAGAGCUUGAAUUUUUGAAACAAGAAAAUGCGACCUUGAAAUUGAAAUGCAAUGAAUUAGCUCAGACAUAAUAUUAAAUAAUUGCUUUAAAUAUUGGACCGCGAAAUAUUUUUUAUCUUUUGUGCAUAAAAUACUAAUUAAGACGUUCAUGAUGCACUUUAGUUACUUGACAUUUUAUAAAAUGCGUUAUACAUUGCAUUGAAAUAAUAAUUUUUUUGCCAUUAGAGAUUACUAAACAUUUACUAAACUAUUAAUAUUUGCAUUUAUUUUUAUACAAUGCCAGGAUAAUAUAGUAAUAAUCGACGCCAUUUAAAUAUUUAUACAUAUAUAGUAAAGUAAGUGUCCUGACUUAUUGUAAUUUAAUAUCAAUGACGUUUUAUAUAUCGUUAAAAUAAAUUAUUUUUUACUAAAAUGUUAAAUACUUACUGUUAAAUAAUAAUUCUUAGGUAAUGUGCACUACUUUAAGACUUUAUCCCAUAUUACAUUUUUUAUAACAUUUAAUAAAUGAGAUAUUGACUUAUAAAA
Molecule: messenger RNA, 1675 nt
Organism: Monomorium pharaonis (pharaoh ant)
Lineage: Eukaryota; Metazoa; Arthropoda; Insecta; Hymenoptera; Formicidae
Product: centrosomal protein of 83 kDa
Exons: 2
Coding region: 190-1221 (343 amino acids)
Source: RefSeq, a predicted model, not a curated record